AUGUUUGAGAGCACUGCAAAUGAUUCAGCGUUUCUGAUCGAUUGCCGCGAGAGUGAGAGGAAAGACAUCGGUAAUGCACGUGUCUCGUUUUACAUUGUUGCAAAUCUUGGAUGGAGAACUUUCAGAGUUUCAUCUUGCGCUCUUAUAAAUCAACAAGACUGGGAAAUACCUUGAGAUCUUUUUAAAUAAUUCAAAUUUAUUUCACUUAUUACAUGAAAUGUGAUUAUAUUUCAUAAUAUGAAAUGUAAUCGUUAUAUUAUGAAAUAUAAUCAUGAUGUCUUUUCAACUCAAAUUAUUAAAACUUUUUUAAAAGAAAGGUCAAGAAUUAGAAAAAGAUCUAUUUACAAGAUCUACCAUAUGUAUUCAGUAGUUUAACCAGCAUAAUAAGGCAUUUGUAUGUUCAUCGUGAUUUUGAUAGUCCUUUUAGCUGGGCCCCCAUGCUUUGAAAUGAAAUGAAGAAAGGCAAGAAUAUCGUUAACAAAUAUUACUUUUUUUUCAAAUACUUAUCAUCAAUUGUCAACAAGCCACAGUGCAAUUUAAUACUUUUCUUUUUCUUUUUAGAAGCCAUACGCUUGAAUCGAGACAUAGUAAUUCAAUUUUAACAGAUUAAAAGGAUAUAGAGAUAUGUAGAUCUUUCUUAAGAAUGCAUGCACUCAAAUGAAUCUAUCAGUUCUCACUAGAAAUACGAUGGAAGCACGUGUAUACUACGUUGUAUACGUCAGAGAUGGAAAAGGAAAGAGAAAGAGAGACAGAGGGAGAGAGGAAUUCAAAUCCAGUCGAUGGAAAUGUUACUGUAAAUCCGCGUCAAGAUCAUGGCUGACGUCAUCCUCUGACGCACCACCAUCUGACAUAUCCUGUACUGUCCAUCGAACGUUCAAAGUUACAUUUUCUAUUGAUUUUUCAGCUACGUAUAAACCUUACAGAAAGAAGUCUCAUUACUAUUGUUUCAUUGAAAACAAUAAUCUUGAUAAUAUGAAACUUCGUAUCAAAUUAAAAUUAACAAAGUGGAGAGAAAAGUUGAAGAGAAGGAGCAGCCUCUGCGAGCGUGUGAGUGAUCACGUCCUGUACUUUCCUAAGCACCUGCGGAGUCAGAACGAAUCCGGCAGGUGCAAAAAGGAUACGGGAAACCCCGAAGACUUUAUGCAAUCCUCGCUGAACGGGUAAGUCGGUAGUCGGUGUUGCUAUAAAAUUGAAUUACAACGUGAGAGUUGCGAUAUCCGACAAUUUAUCAGUGACUCGCGCAAAUUUCAAAUAAUUAUUAUUGGUUAUUUUAUAUAUAUAUUUUUUUUUUAAUUUAUUUAAUUUCCAUCGAGUUUGAAGAGUUUACUGAUCAAACGAAAAAGGAGUAACUUUGUUGCGAUAGAGUUGAAUACGAGGGUAUAUUUCAUAAGGAAGAUAUUUCUAAGAGAAGCGUAAAAAAGAGAACAAGCGGUGGUGUUCGAAGCCUGCAAGGUUUGAAUGUUUAA
This is a messenger RNA of Heterotrigona itama, 1466 nucleotides long. The record is from the annotation of a GenBank genome assembly. NCBI's taxonomy places the organism in Eukaryota, Metazoa, Arthropoda, Insecta, Hymenoptera, Apidae.